AUGGUUCUCAUUGAGUCCACUGACAUGCUUCCUUUAUUCCCAGGCCUGUGGCUCCCCAUCACCCAGCUCCUGCCCACGCUCCUACUUGCUACUCAGACCAGACCCAUCAUGUCUCGUUGCUAUGGUUGGAGAAAUCAGCCCUGUAGGCCUGUGAAAGGCCUUCAGGUCCACAGAAAGGCACCAGGCCUUGUGGAUGCACAGGCUCUGGUAGCUCAGGAGGAGGAUACCACAUCUUUCUUUCCCUUCUGUUUCCCGUCCUCCUUUCCCUCUGCCUCCUGUUAUUCUCUGAUCCUGGGCAUCACAAACAAGGUUUCUGCUGCUGGGAUGCUGAGUCCUCCCCAGGGUCCUCAUAGAGCCUGCUCCUGCCCCACUUCCAUCAAAGCUACUCCAUCAAUCAAAUCAGAUCAGAGCUCCAGCAGGCAACAAGAGGAGGGCCCAAGCACCUUGCAGGCCCAGCCAGAUGGCAAGUCCUUGAUUAGAGAUGUUACAGAUGACAAGGUGGCUCAUUUGGUUCUUUUCCUGCUCCUUAAGUAUCGAACCAAGGAGCCAAUAACAAAGACAGAAAUGCUGAAUAGUGUUAUCAAAGAUUACAAAGAUAACUUCCCUGUGAUCUUCAGUGAAGCCUCUGAGUGCAUGCAAUUGGUCUUUGGCAUUGAUGUGAAGGAAGUGGACCCUGUUGGGCACUCCUAUGUCCUUGUCACUGCCCUGGGCCUCACCUACGAUGGGAUGCUGAAUGAUUUCCAGAGCAUGCCCAAGACUGGCCUCCUGAUAAAUAUCCUGGGUGUCAUCUUCUUGGAGGGCGAUUGUGCCCCAGAGGAGGUCAUCUGGGAAGUGCUGGGUGUGAUGGGGGUGCGUGCUGGGAGUGAGCACUUCAUCUAUGGGGAGCCCCGGAAGCUCAUCACCCAGGAUUGGGUGCAGGAAGGGUACCUGGAGUACCGGCAGGUGCCUGACAGUGAUCCCACGUGCUAUGAGUUCCUGUGGGGUCCGAGGGCUCACGCUGAAACCAGCAAGAUGAAAGUCCUGGAGUUUUUGGCUAAGGGCAAUGAUAUCAUCCCCAAUGCCUUUCUUAUCUGGUAUAAGGAGGCUGUGAGACAUGAGGGAAAGGGCAGCCAAGCGAGAGUUGUAGUCAGAGCCAAUUGGGGUCCCAGGGCCAGUGCAUGUUCCAGGGCCACAUCCAGAAGUCUCUGUCCCAAGCGAAGUCUGAGGCAGAUUCUUAACUCUUUGUUUGGAGAGAGCAGUCACUGUUAUAAGCAGUGAAGAGGCAAGGUGGGGCUUGGGAUAUAAUAUCUUUGAGUAUAACAUCUUGAAUGUAUGACAUUGUUAUGUUAGUGUUCAAUAUGGGCGACUUGGAAAUUAUUUUUUUUUCUUUUUGGUGUUUUUGAAGUAUUCCUUUUAAUGGAAAGUUUAAUUAACUUCAAGUUCUAGGUUUACAAAUGGCACUGCUCACAAAUAUAUUGCUGCUUAUCCAGUUUAAAAGUUUUCAUGUUAUAGGCCGGGCGUGGU
Messenger RNA from Microcebus murinus (gray mouse lemur), 1503 nucleotides. RefSeq names its product melanoma-associated antigen 10-like. Gene Ontology annotation, cellular component: nucleus. Gene Ontology annotation, biological process: negative regulation of transcription by RNA polymerase II. The record is from RefSeq and is a predicted model, not a curated record. NCBI's taxonomy places the organism in Eukaryota, Metazoa, Chordata, Mammalia, Primates, Cheirogaleidae.